Molecule: messenger RNA, 3822 nt
Organism: Lytechinus pictus (painted urchin)
Lineage: Eukaryota; Metazoa; Echinodermata; Echinoidea; Temnopleuroida; Toxopneustidae
Product: ankyrin repeat domain-containing protein 29-like
Exons: 9
Coding region: 1-786 (261 amino acids)
Molecular function (GO): protein binding
Source: RefSeq, a predicted model, not a curated record
AUGGGGGAUGGGACUACUCCUUUGAUCUUGGCGGCUGCCAAUGACCACCUGGAGUGUGUGAAUGAGCUUAUAAAUGAGGGUGCUGACCCUAACGAAAGGAGAACAACCGGGACCACAGCUCUCUUCUUCGCGGCACAGGGAGGUUUCUUGGAGAUUGUCAAAGAACUCAUAGAGCAGGGAACACAGAUCGACUUACCAAGCGAGGAUGGUGGAACACCGUUGUUUGUCGCAUGCCAGUGUAAUCAUCUCGAUGUCGUCAAGGAACUCGUAUCACGGGGAGCUGAAAUACAUAGAACGAUGACGGACGGAGCUACCCCUCUUUUCAUCGCAGCUCAGAACGGUCAUUAUAAUAUGCUGAAAUACUUAAUAGCACAAGGAGCAAAGGUCGAUCAAACGAGAAAGGACAAAGCAUCGCCGUUAUGGAUAGCAGCUCAGAUGGGACAUAGUGAAAUCAUCAAGGAGCUUCUCUUAUCGGGAGCAAAGGUGGAUGAAGCAAGGGAGGAUGGGGCGACCCCGCUUUUCAAGGCAGCGCACAAAGGCUACACAGACUGCGUUAAUGACCUGAUAAUGAAGGGUGCUUCGCUCGGACUACUACAGAAUGGUGAGACAGCUCUCCACGCAGCGGCACUGUUCGGUCAUCUGAAAGUGGUAAAACAACUAAUUGAAUCCGGGUCAGAUGUCACACUAAAGAACAAGGAUAACGUCACAGCAGCUGAAAUGGCCAAGGACGCUGGAUUUGACGUCAUCGCUGAGUUCCUCAUUAAAAGCGCGGCUUCAAAGUCAUAAAAAUACGACAAAAGUACCAGUUCGCUCUCUGUGGACUGGAAAGCGGUUCGUGUGCUAUAAGCUAGCGUCGAACUCCGAUAGUACUAAAAACAGAGACAAAAAUGCUGAAGGAACUUGUACUAAGCGUGGGCUGACUGUAGGUCCAUGUUUUGAUACAGAUCUGUGGCUAUCUUUCUGAACGCUUUGAAUUGACCUUUAGCAACAGACUGCCGUCCACGUGGUUGGUGUUGAAAGAUAUCUACUAGGAUUAUGAUUGCCUCUGGAACAAUGCAAAGGUUGGCUCCUUGAUAGUUGCUGGUGCUUAUGGAAAAUGUGCUUUGUUGUCAUUUCAAUAAUCCAAAUGUUUCACGUCGUGACAAGCACGUCCAUCGUGAGAUAUUUUUUGAAGCACGUUGUAGCACCGUCGGAAGUUUUCUCAGUAUUAUCUCUUUUGAUCCACACUGUGUGGCAAACUGCUGUGCUGUUAAUUCAAAAAUACCUGUAGAAAUUUAUGACAUAAUUGUUUGCAAAGGUUUUUCAGAACUGUUGGACAAUGAUGAUUGUUUCUUCUUGGCGUCUAAAUAUUAUGUUCUUUCGUGCAGCCAAGGUCCAAUUUUGAUGUGAUCAUGAGUAAAUCUUGGUCAUCGUGGAGUGAGAUAUAUUGUAGGAGCGACCGAACUCGGUCGCCUGGAGAGGAACAAAAUGUGGACAUAUUUUAAAAGAUUGUUCGCUACUUGACAAGAUUGACAAAUGUGGCGUGAAAGUCAUUACACAUUAUCACGUGUAGUUUAUUUAGUUAUCCAGUACAUCACGUAGAACAUGGUUGGCUUGUGCAGUGACUUGAAUAUCAUUCUAUCGAGGCUGUUCGAAAUUCGUUCAUCUAGAAACAAACUUACAAUAAUUUUCCUUCAGACAAUAUUCUGAGUAUAAUGAUCGGAGAGGUAAUUCAAAAUCAAAACGCCAUAUUGCAGCCAAAGUAUCUUUAUAGGCCAACGGGUGACAGGCUUAAGCCAAAUAGCUGGAUACAACGAUAUAAGUUUUUUUGCACUUUCACUACUUACCAAAUGGCUUUACUUAUGCUGAUUUCGAAACAGUAUAGGCUGUUCUCAUCGACCAGAAUUAUCCGAGUCAUGCUAUGGGAGAUAUGUUGUGUAAUUGCAUGCAUUUCUACUGUAAACAAAAGAAUGUUUUUGCUUUUUCUUUUUAUCCCAAGAUAAAAAGAGAGUUUCAAAAGUCUUUCAAAUAAAACUAAUAUGCUACAUGUAUUAAUUACUAAAAAUAGGGGAAUCUAAUACUUUUGGAGAUAGAGCCUUUGGGAAAAUGACGCCAAAAUUGUGGAAGAACCAACGUCAUGAUAUAAGAUCAAUGAGCGCUUGGCCUUUCGGUCAGUACUUUUAAGUCUUUUUGGUGGCCUAAAAAAAAAGGCUCUAUUCUUUUUCUUUCAAUCGAUGGUAUUUACCCACUUGCAUUAGUUCAAAUUAGUUAUUUACUAAUGCGAACAUUAUUUUCAAGAUUUUAAUUUCACCCCACAAACAUUAACAAGUGCUACACAGUUUCUAGUUUCUGGAGACCUAUUAUUUUCACAUAAUUUCAUUUUGCAAUCAUUUGUGGUGCUAUUUCACUUAUAGUAACCACGAUUUGUAAAUACAUCUCAUCUGGUAAUUUCUUUACAAAAAGGCAGAAAGUACUAUGUUUGUGGAGUUAUGCAACAAUACGUUUAUUUUCUUUCUUACCUGAAAUCAUCUCGAUGUUGGAUUAAAAUGUAUAUAGUAUUUAUAUGAUCAAUUUUGCGCUCCUUUCAACAAAUAUAAUUGUGUGAGACGUUAUGUGGAUAAAAAAAGGUUGUUAAGGAAAAGAGUUAUGUAAAAAAAUAUUGAGAACUAAAUUUCGAUACAGUAUAUCAAAACGUUAUUUGCCUUCGUAUGAUGUUAUCAUAACAUGUUAAAUAACGAUAUUAUGUUUAAAAAACUGAUGCUGAAUAUUUGAUUUUGAUUUUUUUCAUUCUUGAAUAUAAUUUGCAAUAAUUGUACUCCAAAAAUCUUGUUAAGCCUUUCUUGCCCGAAAUCUUUUUCUUUUUUUUCCAUGUAUAGAUUUUAGUGAAAUCAUUGAUUAUGUACAGCCAUGCAUUUACUCUCACUUACCAGAAAACAUUUACUUGAUUUACUUGAUAAAAAUGUAUUCUAAUUUAUGUGAUUUUUCGUUGUUUAAAUUGGCCUAUUUUUAGAUGGAUUUUCCUGGUCCUUGAAUAAAACGUAGGUUUGAUCGUAUGUAUCUGGUAUGUAGGUAUAUAUUGAUAUAUCGAAGCACAAUUAAUUUGAAAAAGCAAUGAAAUAGCAUUGCAUAUAUUGACGGAUUUACGAAAUUGUAAUAAAGCGUUACAUGCCUUUUGUAUUUCACCACAUUUGUUUGAUUCCUGAAGAAAUAACUUUAUGUGAUAUUCUGAUUCUUUAUUUAAUCUUGUUUCGGUAACAAGUGUGGAUUGUUAGAUAUGAAAAAUGAGGAACAUUUUCUUCAAAAGUAGAAGCAAAAUUUUGUUUCUAUAUCUAAAAUUAAAUGAAAUCACUGAAAUGUAUUGUUGCAUAUGCGUAUGCUAUAAAGGUAAUUGUGAGCUGCGAGGCUUGCAUAAUGAGCCUCGAUUUGGGGAAAAAGAGUAAACAAAAUAAACGUUCUGAUUAUUAGGUAAUUGAUAAACUUUCGUCAUAGCUAGAUGAUAAAAUACUGAAAGAAAUAAAGAUAACAAUGGCUAUAAUGAUAAUGAAUAUAAUAAUCACAUACAAACUGAUGAAUUAUUCAUUCAGAAUGUCUUUAGGAAUUCCGCUGUUGGUAUACGAAAUCUUCCAACCAUUCUUCUUUUUUUACGUUUAGUUAUAAAUUAAAAUUAAAAAAUUGUUUUGUAUGUUUACGUAUAUGUAAAGUUGUAUUUGUCUGUUGUAAAAUGAAAACGAAUCAUUUUGCACCGACAACAAUAAUCACAUUUAUCAUAUUUAUUAUAGUAAUGAUAAUUGUAAUUUGGAAAUUAAAAUGCAUCAAAAAAAUAUUGUUGCGAAAAGCAAUUGG